CUAGGCUUUCCUUUCGGUUUGGCCGGUUUAUAACCCUUCCCCCCGCGUUUGCCCAUCUCUCUCUCGUCAAGCAAAAACAAAAGCUCUCCUCCUUCUCCACUCACGCAUCUCUCUCGUCUCGUCUCCACACGGGAGACAAUCAACCCCUCUGGAAAAAGAGCAAAGAGAAGUCUCAGUGCAAACCGGUAAAGAAAGAGUUUUCCUUUAUUACUUAAUCUUCUUUCUGUACUUUGGAUUCAGGAUCAAUUCUCUCGAUCUUCUCUACCUUGCUGGAUCGUUUCAAGUCAGACGCAUCUUUGCUUUCCUUACUUAUAGACUUCACUUUUCUGAUUCGAUUUCGUUUCAAGCUCGAUUCGAUUCUCACUGAACUAAAGAAACUGUGAGGAUUGAUAGUUGAAGAGGAGAACAAGCAUGCACAGGUGGAUCUGUUGUGGGCGUACUUCAGGAGAUUCGGAUGUAUCUAAUGAUGAGCAACAUCUGAAAACUCAAUGGCAGCAAUCUGAAGGAGCAGCAAAUAAUAAGCCAAAACCACAAGCUGUUGCAAAACCUGAGGCGCCCAAGGAAGCUCUUCCCAUUGAAGUUCCUCUCUUGUCUGUGGAGGAGGUUAAAGAAAAGACUGACAACUUUGGAUCAAAGUCACUCAUUGGUGAGGGUUCUUAUGGGAGGGUGUAUUACGCAACUCUAAGUGAUGGUAAAGCAGUUGCGUUGAAGAAACUCGAUGUUGCCCCUGAAGCUGAAACAAACACCGAGUUCUUGAGUCAGGUUUCCAUGGUUUCAAGACUGAAGCAUGAGAAUUUCAUUCAGCUGGUCGGCUAUUGUGUUGAUGAGAACCUCCGUGUUCUUGCUUAUGAGUUUGCAACGAUGGGAUCACUGCACGACGUUCUACAUGGUAGGAAGGGAGUUCAAGGUGCACAGCCAGGUCCAACACUUGACUGGAUAACGAGGGUGAAGAUCGCCGUUGAGGCAGCUAGGGGUUUGGAAUACCUUCAUGAGAAGGUUCAGCCUCCUGUCAUACAUAGAGACGUGAGAUCUAGCAAUGUGCUUCUCUUUGAAGACUAUCAGGCAAAAGUUGCUGAUUUUAAUCUCUCAAAUCAAGCUCCUGACAAUGCUGCACGUCUUCACUCUACAAGAGUCUUGGGCACCUUUGGCUAUCACGCUCCAGAAUAUGCUAUGACUGGACAGUUGACACAGAAGAGUGAUGUGUAUAGCUUUGGGGUUGUACUACUAGAGCUUUUGACAGGGAGGAAACCUGUGGAUCAUACAAUGCCACGUGGCCAACAAAGUCUUGUAACCUGGGCUACACCGAGACUCAGUGAAGACAAAGUGAAGCAGUGUGUUGAUCCAAAGCUAAAAGGAGAAUAUCCUCCUAAAUCAGUAGCUAAGCUAGCAGCGGUGGCAGCAUUGUGUGUGCAAUAUGAAUCAGAGUUUAGACCGAAUAUGAGUAUAGUUGUGAAAGCUUUGCAGCCACUUCUCAAAACUCCAGCGCCAGUCCCUGUAACGGAACCCUGAGUUUGUGCAAGAGAGUUGGAUUCCUUGUUCAUACAAAGUUGGAAUCUUUCUCUGAUUUGGGGAAGAAAACGAAAACACAAAAAAGUAAAAGAUCAUAUAUUUAUUUGAGGGGAUGGAAAUUAUUAGUUUGCAUUUUGGUGUGCAAGGGGACAGAUAUUUUAUUUUGCAUGUGUCAUGUCCGGAUUUGAAACAGGCUCCUGUGUAUGUGCUUGUCGUGGAGGAGAACAAUGAUGUAUUGCAUUUGCUGUUCUUUGAUUUUUUUCUAUAUAGAUAAAAGGGAUCAUUUGAAUA
This is a messenger RNA of Brassica napus (rape), 1800 nucleotides long. Its product is annotated as PTI1-like tyrosine-protein kinase 2. Lineage: Eukaryota; Viridiplantae; Streptophyta; Magnoliopsida; Brassicales; Brassicaceae. Bases 412 to 1509 code for a protein of 365 amino acids. The record is from RefSeq and is a predicted model, not a curated record. Gene Ontology annotation, biological process: protein phosphorylation. Gene Ontology annotation, molecular function: protein tyrosine kinase activity; ATP binding. The transcript is spliced from 8 exons.